Lichtheimia ornata is the source of this 954-nucleotide messenger RNA. RefSeq lists its product as uncharacterized. The transcript has 2 exons. NCBI's taxonomy places the organism in Eukaryota, Fungi, Mucoromycota, Mucoromycetes, Mucorales, Lichtheimiaceae. The record is from RefSeq and is a predicted model, not a curated record. The coding region runs from base 1 to 954 and encodes 317 amino acids.
AUGUUGACAGGACACAAAUGGUUUCAAACUUUGCCUUGGUACGCGUUGGCUCUUCAAGCUGUCGUUCCUCCGCCCUUUCACCACCGAUCGUUUUCAACCACCAUUUCAGUUCUUCGCAGUAAUGUCGUAAAGCAAUCCAACCUUGUGUCACGGCAAUGUCGUGGUGUACGCGUAUACGAUGGCCAGCGAUGUACCCGAACAGUCAAGGCAGACGUCAUUUGCACUGACGAAUCGCAACUCUAUUGUCAUUCGCACCAACCCAAAGCAGAGACAAAGUUGGCUCUUCCAACCACCACCACAACAACAACAACAGCAGCAGUACCUGCAUCAGCAUCAUCCACUUCAUCAUUACCUAUUUUAACACCAUGCAAACCAUUAUACGAUGGAUGGGAAUUAUGGAUCAAUGACAAAUUGAGCAGGAAAAAGCGUAAGGAGAUUCGACAAGAAAUGAGAAAGCCACUGUCACAACGGGAUCAAGACGGCUACAUUUAUGCAUACAUUUUGACACAUGGCCCACGUGUACCCACUUCAAAAUACGCAUAUUUCAAGAUUGGACGCACCAUUGAUCCCAUUCGACGCAUGUAUCAAGUCUCUCAGAAAUGCAAAUACGUUCCUGAAAUCGUCGAGCUCUUUCCACACAUGCCAUCCGCUUCUCAAUUGAAAAAACGACUCACCACCGCCAACGCCAUUCAUCAUCCUGCCACUAUACCCAAAUGCCCAGUAUCCCACCGCGUCGAACGUCUCGUUCAUCUGGAGCUCUCAGGAUUGUAUCCACAUGCAGGCUUUAAUUGCAAAGAGUGCGGAACAAAACAUCGCGAAUGGUUUCGAAUUGCCAGGCAACGGAAACCAGGUGGUAGCUAUGCAACCGAUCAUGAGCUAUGGAUGGAACACAUACGCCCCGUUAUUCUAAGAUGGAUCCAGUAUGGCAUUGCCGUAACAGCGAUACAAUCGUAG